AUGAGCAAUUUCUUUUUCUAUAUUGUAUUCGCUUUCAUCCUUGCAUUUUUCCAAGUGAAUGCAGUUGCAGUUAGUGCAGUCAGUGCAGAUUCUGGUAUACUAGGAGGUGCAGUCGGUGGAGUGGCUGGUGGACUAGGAGGUGGAGUCAGUGGAGUGCCUUGUAGAUCAGGAAAUACAGUCGGUGGAGUGGCUGGUGGACUAGGAGGUGCAGUCGGUGGAGUGGCUGGUGGACUAGGAGGUGGAGUCAGUGGAGUGCCUUGUAGAUCAGGAAAUACAGUCGGUGGAGUGGCUGGUGGACUAGGAGGUGGAGUCAGUGGAGUGCCUUGUAGAUCAGGAAAUACAGUCGGUGGAGUGGCUGGUGGACUAGGAGGUGCAGUCGGUGGAGUGGCUGGUGGACUAGGAGGUGGAGUCAGUGGAGUGCCUUGUAGAUCAGGAAAUACAGUCGGUGGAGUGGCUGGUGGACUAGGAGGUGCAGUCGGUGGAGUGGCUGGUGGACUAGGAGGUGGAGUCAGUGGAGUGCCUUGUAGAUCAGGAAAUACAGUCGGUGGAGUGGCUGGUGGACUAGGAGGUGCAGUCGGUGGAGUGGCUGGUGGACUAGGAGGUGGAGUCAGUGGAGUGCCUUGUAGAUCAGGAAAUACAGUCGGUGGAGUGGCUGGUGGACUAGGAGGUGGAGUCAGUGGAGUGCCUUGUAGAUCAGGAAAUACAGUCGGUGGAGUGGCUGGUGGACUAGGAGGUGCAGUCGGUGGAGUGGCUGGUGGACUAGGAGGUGGAGUCAGUGGAGUGCCUUGUAGAUCAGGAAAUACAGUCGGUGGAGUGGCUGGUGGACUAGGAGGUGCAGUCGGUGGAGUGGCUGGUGGACUAGGAGGUGGAGUCAGUGGAGUGCCUUGUAGAUCAGGAAAUACAGUCGGUGGAGUGGCUGGUGGACUAGGAGGUGCAGUCGGUGGAGUGGCUGGUGGACUAGGAGGUGCAGUCGGUGGAGUGGCUGGUGGACUAGGAGGUGGAGUCAGUGGAGUGCCUUGUAGAUCAGGAAAUACAGUCGGUGGAGUGGCUGGUGGACUAGGAGGUGCAGUCGGUGGAGUGGCUGGUGGACUAGGAGGUGGAGUCAGUGGAGUGCCUUGUAGAUCAGGAAAUACAGUCGGUGGAGUGGCUGGUGGACUAGGAGGUGCAGUCGGUGGAGUGGCUGGUGGACUAGGAGGUGCAGUCGGUGGAGUGGCUGGUGGACUAGGAGGUGGAGUCAGUGGAGUGCCUUGUAGAUCAGGAAAUACAGUCGGUGGAGUGGCUGGUGGACUAGGAGGUGCAGUCGGUGGAGUGGCUGGUGGACUAGGAGGUGGAGUCAGUGGAGUGCCUUGUAGAUCAGGAAAUACAGUCGGUGGAGUGGCUGGUGGACUAGGAGGUGCAGUCAGUGGAGUGCCUUGUAGAUCAGGAAAUACAGUCGGUGGAGUGGCUGGUGGACUAGGAGGUGCAGUCGGUGGAGUGGCUGGUGGACUAGGAGGUGGAGUCAGUGGAGUGCCUUGUAGAUCAGGAAAUACAGUCGGUGGAGUGGCUGGUGGACUAGGAGGUGCAGUCGGUGGAGUGGCUGGUGGACUAGGAGGUGGAGUCAGUGGAGUGCCUUGUAGAUCAGGAAAUACAGUCGGUGGAGUGGCUGGUGGACUAGGAGGUGCAGUCGGUGGAGUGGCUGGUGGACUAGGAGGUGGAGUCAGUGGAGUGCCUUGUAGAUCAGGAAAUACAGUCGGUGGAGUGGCUGGUGGACUAGGAGGUGCAGUCGGUGGAGUGGCUGGUGGACUAGGAGGUGCAGUCGGUGGAGUGGCUGGUGGACUAGGAGGUGGAGUCAGUGGAGUGCCUUGUAUAUCAGGAAAUACAGUCGGUGGAGUGGCUGGUGGACUAGGAGGUGGAGUCGGUGGAGUGGCUGGUGGACUAGGAGGUGGAGUCAGUGGAGUGCCUUGUAGAUCAGGAAAUACAGUCGGUGGAGUGGCUGGUGGACUAGGAGGUGCAGUCGGUGGAGUGGCUGGUGGACUAUGA
Episyrphus balteatus (marmalade hoverfly) is the source of this 2019-nucleotide messenger RNA. RefSeq lists its product as uncharacterized. NCBI's taxonomy places the organism in Eukaryota, Metazoa, Arthropoda, Insecta, Diptera, Syrphidae. The transcript has a single exon. Bases 1 to 2019 code for a protein of 672 amino acids. The record is from RefSeq and is a predicted model, not a curated record.